Molecule: messenger RNA, 2268 nt
Organism: Mixia osmundae IAM 14324
Lineage: Eukaryota; Fungi; Basidiomycota; Mixiomycetes; Mixiales; Mixiaceae
Exons: 9
Coding region: 1-2268 (755 amino acids)
Molecular function (GO): protein binding
Source: RefSeq, a predicted model, not a curated record
AUGUCAGACUCCAACCAUCGGGCGACGAAUGACGCUCGUCAGGAUGGACGUCAAGCGGGCGAGCGAGAGGCUCGACAAGGUCCCACUGCCCUUCUUGCAGAGCUGGCUCCUCGUCUGAUGACCCGUCGCAUCAUCAACUCGCCCUCGUUCAACGCUGCUCUGCCUAACAACUCGGCGGGAGCGAGCUCGGCCAUGGCUUCUGCUGCCUCUCAAUCGGCUGCCCUCACUCUCCGAACGGGUCAGACAGUCGCAAAUUCACUGGCACGACUGAACAUGUCCGGCAAGAAAGCUGCAAAGUAUGCUUAUGCCUCCAAUUCGACCGAACUGCGCAUCCUCGAGGGAGUAGACGAGCUCUUAGCGCUACCCAUCCCACCAGCACCUGCCGCAGUUCCUUCUGUCUCGGCGGGGUACGUCAGCCUCCUGCGUGGCUUUCAAGCUACCCAGCCAUCGGCCUCUGUACCGCGAAUGAGGCGGAGGAAGAGGCGAGCAGGCCUGAUCGAGUACCAGCUCGGUCUGUCCCAACCCGACGCGUCGCAAUCCUCUCUGGGCUUGAAGCAGCGCGGCGAAAGGGCGAGAGGUCUGCUGGCCGCGCCAGACGGCGAGACGAGCUUUGACGGCUCGCCUUCUUCGCGGGGAGCGGGCCAUCAUCGACGGAGCCAGCAGCGUCAUCUUCGCGCUGCAAGCAGGGGCAACUUGCCAGAUGCGAAUCUGCCUCGUCCUUCGCGAGAGGAGCUCGAAGCAGAGGUGGAGGAGAUCCUAGCAGACAAGGAGAACGUCGACGUCAGACGGUCCUUGCUGACGCACGAAAUUGACGAGGUGGAGCGGAAAAUCGCGAGUCUUGAUCAAGUAAGGCAAGAUUUGAGAAGAGGCCUGCUCGGAUUACGAGAAGAGCAGCUAGAGCUCGACGAUGAGCUCGAAGGGCUACGGGAGCGCUUAGCUCAGGAAACACUGUCGCCUACAGCGAACGGCAGAUCGCUGAAUGCGCCCGCGUCCUCAAGGCGGCGAAAAGGGCCUGCCUUCUUGCCGUCUGAGCACGAUGAGCUGCCGCCCAACGUGGCGUUUAUGACACUGGCUGGACACCACGGUGCAAUUACCGCCCUAGACUUCUCGGAACCAUACGGCACGCUCGUGACUGCUUCCGCCGACGAAACCGUCAAGCUAUGGGAUCUGACUACAGGCGAAGAAUACGGCUCCCUUUCGGGAGGUCACUCUGGCGUGGUGAAAGCGCUUCAGGUCGAAUCCAAUCUCUGCGUCUCGGGAAGCAAGGAUGGCCGUGUUUGCAUCUGGGAUCUUGACAGAAUCGAAGAGGUCGCAGAGGGCGGAUUCCCCAAAAGCUCCAGCAUCCCAUUCGGCAAUGGUGGUAUGGAUGGAGAUCAUUCGUUUGAAGAUGCAAUAGAGAGUCAGAAAGAAGCGGGCGGAGGCUUAGUCAAGGUUCUCGAUGGUCAUACGAAAGACGUCACAUCGCUCUACUUUGAUGGCGGAUGUUUAGUGACGGGCAGCUCAGAUAAGACUUUGAGACAAUGGGACAUGAAAACAGGACAAUGUGUACUCACCAUGGACAUCCUCUGGGCAAUCUCCAAUCCAGACGCUUCACAGUCGCUCUCUGCGUCUCCGCCUGCCAGUCCUCCCCAAUCGGACACAAGCUCUUUCCCCUCGAUGACGCCUGGUCACUCGCCGUAUACGAGUCCAUACACCAGUCCUGCCAAACCAGGCCUCUCUCGGCCAGGCCUCUCUUCAAGCUAUCAACGCAAGAGCAGUUAUGCACAAUCGUUCGCAGCGGCCAUACCGCCCAUGUCAGACGGUUCAUGGGAUCUCUACCAAGACUUUGUCGGCGCUUGCCAGUUCUGGGGCGUUGCCCUGGCUUCAGGCAGCGCGGACGGCUGCGUGCGCAUGUGGGACAUGCGAACGGGACAAGCUCAUAGGACGCUCGUCGGUCAUACAGCGCCCGUGACCAGCCUUCAGUUUGACGAAUUGCAUCUGAUCAGCGGCAGUCUCGACAAGACGGUGCGCGUCUGGGACUUGCGUACUGGCGCGGUUGCAGAGACGCUUCGCUACGAUCAUGCCGUCUCUGCGCUUCAGUUUGAUACGCGCAAGAUUGUCGUCGCAGCGGGCGAGAACGCUAUCAAAGUGUACAAUCGCACGACGCUACAGCAGACUUCCUUGCUCGUCAACGGCCAUACAUCGCCCGCCGAGCGUUUGCGCUUUAUGGACAGGUAUCUCGCCACAGGUUCACGCGAUGCUACAGUCAAAGUCUGGUCACUCGGUUAG